UAAUAGCCAAGAUGUGUACUAUGGUCAAGAAAUGGCAGACACUGAUCGAGGCUAACGUGGAUGUCAAGACCACUGAUGGCAACCUGCUGCGAGUGUUUGUCAUUGGCUUCACAAAGAAGAGGAACAACCAGGUCAAGAAAACAUGCUACGCCCAACAUGCUCGGGUCAAGGCCAUCAGGAAGAAGAUGGUGGAGAUCACUACAAGGGAAGUUUCUACGAAUGACAUGAAGGAAGUCGUCAACAAGCUCAUCCCCGACAGCAUUGGCAAGGACAUUGAGAAAGUCUGCCAGGGCAUCUACCCACUACACGAUGUGUUGGUUCACAAUGUGAAAGUGCUGAAGAAGCCCAAGUUUGAUGUUGGCAGAUUGAUGGAGCUUCACAGAGAGGGCGGGCCCACAACUACCAUAACCAAGACUACCACAGAGAGCGGGGAGAAGGUCGACAGAGUUGAAGGCUAUGAACCUCCCGUUCUUCAGACAGUCUAG
Candidula unifasciata is the source of this 485-nucleotide messenger RNA. The record is from the annotation of a GenBank genome assembly. Lineage: Eukaryota; Metazoa; Mollusca; Gastropoda; Stylommatophora; Geomitridae.